Messenger RNA from Haliaeetus leucocephalus (bald eagle), 1456 nucleotides. It is a transcript of the gene SF3B4, whose product is annotated as splicing factor 3b, subunit 4, 49kDa. The record is from RefSeq and is a predicted model, not a curated record. Lineage: Eukaryota; Metazoa; Chordata; Aves; Accipitriformes; Accipitridae. Gene Ontology annotation, biological process: positive regulation of mRNA splicing, via spliceosome. The transcript is spliced from 8 exons. Gene Ontology annotation, molecular function: RNA binding. The coding region runs from base 1 to 1353 and encodes 450 amino acids. Gene Ontology annotation, cellular component: nucleolus; U12-type spliceosomal complex.
AUGGGGGACGCCCGGCACGUGAGGCUGAAGUGGGGGUCUGCGGACAUGGGGGUCCCCCCGGCACUGGCAUUCCCCUGGGGAUAUCGCGACAGAAGGGGGGUUGGGGCCGGCUCGGUCACCCCGCCCGCCCACACUCAAGAUGGCCGCCGCGCCUUCCCGGCGCUCAUCCAUGCAACGGUGUACGUUGGGGGGUUGGACGAGAAAGUCAGCGAGCCGCUGCUGUGGGAGCUCUUUCUCCAAGCAGGACCAGUCGUCAAUACUCACAUGCCCAAGGAUCGAGUCACAGGCCAGCACCAAGGCUAUGGGUUUGUGGAGUUCCUCAGCGAGGAGGAUGCGGAUUAUGCCAUUAAGAUCAUGAACAUGAUCAAAUUAUACGGGAAGCCAAUCCGAGUGAACAAAGCCUCGGCCCACAACAAAAACCUGGACGUGGGGGCCAACAUCUUCAUUGGCAACCUGGACCCCGAAAUCGAUGAGAAGCUGUUGUACGACACCUUCAGUGCCUUCGGGGUCAUCCUGCAGACGCCCAAGAUCAUGCGAGACCCCGACACGGGCAACUCGAAGGGUUACGCCUUCAUCAACUUUGCCAGCUUCGAUGCCUCAGAUGCUGCCAUCGAGGCCAUGAACGGACAGUACCUCUGCAACAGGCCCAUCACCGUUUCCUACGCCUUCAAAAAAGAUUCCAAAGGCGAGCGGCAUGGCUCAGCCGCCGAGCGUCUCCUAGCAGCCCAGAACCCUCUCUCGCAGGCGGAUCGGCCCCAUCAGCUGUUUGCCGAUGCUCCUCCUCCUCCGUCUGUCCCUACCCCUGUUGUUACCACCCUGGGACCUGGUGUCACUCCUCCAGGCCUCCCGCCCCCAGGAUCAUUCCCCCCGCCGGUGCCGCCCCCCGGCGCGAUGCCUCCUGGCAUGCCUCCUGCCAUGCCACCCCCACCCAUGCCGCCCGGUGCGGGUGCCCCUGGCCCCCCCUCCGGGGCUGCACCUGCUGGGGGACACCCACCUCACCCGCACCCCUUCCCUCCGGGUGGGAUGCACCAUCCAGGAAUGCCUCCCAUGCAAGUGCACCAUGGGCCACCUGGGAUGGGCCAGCAUCACCCAGGACCACCAGGCUCCGGAGGCCAGCCUCCCCCUCGGCCCCCACCUGGCAUGCCACACCCUGGACCCCCACCCAUGGGUAUGCCACCCCGAGGACCUCAUUUCGGGUCGCCCAUGGGUAAGUGGGUGCCUGCAAGAGGCGGUCACCCAGGCCCCAUGCCGCACCACGGGAUGCGUGGCCCUCCUCCACUGAUGCCUCCUCACGGCCACGGGGACACCUGUGAUGGAGUUCGUCGGCACGUGAAAGCUCUCUGCCUCUGCUGAUACCAAUGCCACCCAUGUAUCUGUCUUGGUGAGGUGCUGAAUUAGGGUGGGUGCUACCAGUCUCUUGCUUUAUCCAGGCUGUUUGUUGGUGGCCGAUAGGCUC